UUAGAAAGGUGUGCCAUUUAUUUAAUGCCAGCCUAACACUGCUAAUUACAUCAUUAUUUUACUCCUCCUCAGCCCCGCAGCAACCCAUUGAAGUAAAUGGGACACUUUCAGGAGGCAAAGAAUUUGUGGCUCGAAAAAGUGGCGUAUGAUGGGUUAAAAAGUGUCAAUGACAACUGAUCUGUACUAAAUCACUGCGCAUGCAUUAUAAAGAUGUGUUUAUAAAUACGCAGGUUUAUAAAUGCGCCUGUGAGUGACAGUAAACAGAGCUGUAAACAAGGAUAUUUGUCUGCUCAGCUGCUGUAAGGAAGGAAGUCAGAGCCAUAGUAUCAUCCCCUGGCAGAGCUCAUUAAACUUUAAUCUUAUUGCUCCAGGUGAGAAGAGGAGAAAGCGAUAUGGAAUUUUCACUAGACGUGGGAAUGGCUCCACCCCAUUCACUAUACUCACGCUCCAAACAUGUAGCAGGAAGUGCUCUGUGUAACGCUCUCCUCCUCACACAUUCCCCUGCAUUACCAUAGCAAAAGGGAAAGGCUGCUCUAUACUACAGCUGGGUUAAUGGGAGGGAUUAACCCCUAUGCUGCCCCAGCCUUAACUCUCUACUAAACAAACCCUGGAUUCUUUGGCACUUGCACAUCUGUGAGUGUCUUACUGUGUGUCUUUCACUCUCCACUCUAGGUCCUUUCUUUUGUGGUGAAGGGUCUUUUCCUUCCAUACGGACGGACGGGCUAAAAACUGGAAUCUUUGUUCCUGUGACUGGUUUCCAUAGAAACAGCUAAAUGCAUUUAUCUAGUCCUUCUGGUUGCGACUUUCAAUCACUUGGUACCAAAUGUCAUCGGUAUUGAGUGACAUUCACAUUCUGUCUAUAAAGUAGCAACAUAUUCCAAUGCGUUGUACAAGCAUGCUUCUGAUAAAGUGACACUUACGUCACGAAACGCGGCGAGCUGUUCCCCUGCCUGCUAUUUUGCUAUUUUUAAGCGUCUUCAAUAAAGCCGUAUAUGUUUUAAUUCAAUGGGUCUUACCCGCAUUAUACUUGGAACCGGUUGAGACACACCACUGCUUCAUUCCUUGAUGAUUAUUUCACCGCAGCCAGAUCGGAUUUUGUUGCUCUACCGGCGACGGAUUACCUAUGAGGACUCAGUCCCCGCCAGGAUAACGUCUCCUUUCUUCUCAAUUGUAACGAAGAGAGGUAUGGAUAUCACAUAAUCAGCUUUCAUCAAGACCAGCUGUGAAUAUUUCACAAAUGCUUCUUUCCAUGCAAAACUGUGUAGAUAAAACCAUGGAUGAGUCGGCAUUAUUGGACCUCUUAGAAUGUCCGGUUUGUCUUGAGAGGCUCGAUGCCUCUGCUAAAGUCUUGCCAUGCCAACACACAUUCUGCAAGCGCUGCCUUUUGGGCAUUGUGAGCUCUCGGAAAGAGCUGCGCUGCCCGGAGUGCAGGACUCUGGUGGAGUGUGGGGUGGACGAACUUCCGAGCAACAUUCUACUAGUGAGACUAUUGGAUGGAAUAAGGCAGAGGCCAAGAAAAGCAGGGGACGGUGGAAGCGCUGGGAAUAGCACAAAUGCGUUGAGAGCACAAGGCAGUGUAACUACUAAUGGUGGCUUAAACGAUGCACAGAAUACUCAAAGUGGGCAACAGAGAAUACAAGCACGAAGUCCUCCAGUAAGGGGUGUUCCUCAGUUACCAUGUGCCAAAGCUUUGUACAACUACGAGGGGAAAGAGCCUGGAGAUCUCAAAUUUAACAAGGGAGACAUCAUCGUGCUUCGCCGUCAAGUUGAUGAGAAUUGGUACCACGGGGAGAUUAAUGGCAUCCACGGCUUCUUCCCAACAAACUUUGUGCAGAUCAUAAAGCCUUUACCUCAGCCGCCACCUCAAUGCAAAGCACUUUAUGACUUUGAAGUGAAAGACAAGGAAGCAGACAAGGAUUGCCUACCCUUCUUAAAGGAUGACAUUCUCACCGUGAUCCGACGAGUAGAUGAAAACUGGGCAGAAGGAAUGCUGGGGGACAAGAUAGGAAUAUUCCCUAUUUCCUAUGUGGAGUUCAAUUCAGCAGCUAAGCAGCUGAUAGAGUUGGACAAACCAUCAGGAGCAGACACUGGGGAAGGCUCUUCUGGCACAUCGCAUAGUGGCAAUUCUCAAAAGCAAGCAGAUGCAAAGAAGAACACCAAAAAGCGUCACUCCUUUACCUCCCUCACCAUGUCUAACAAGUCAUCGCAAUCUGUGCAGAACCGUCAUUCAAUGGAAAUCAGCCCCCCUGUACUCAUCAGCUCCAGCAACCCCACCGCUGCUGCCAGAAUCAGCGAACUCACAGGCCUCUCUUGUAGUGCCCCGUCUCAGGAUAUGAAUCCUCCUCUUCUUCCUCCUCCACCAAUGGCCACUCCUGUUAUCACGUCGGCUUCCUCCGGAGCUGCUGCCGUGGCCCAGAGAAAUAUUAUUGGUCCUGUUGAGCAAGUUCCACACUUGAGGACAUCUGCAAGACCCAGUGUGUUCAUUGCUAUCUAUCCUUAUAUCCCACGAAAGGAGGAUGAGCUGGAACUGAGGAAAGGUGAGAUGUUCUUGGUGUUUGAGCGCUGCCAGGACGGCUGGUUUAAAGGAACUUCCAUGCACACCAGCAAGAUUGGCGUGUUCCCUGGAAACUAUGUGGCACCAGUCACUAGGGCAUUAACAACUGCAACACCUGCAAAAGUUGCCAUGGCCACAGCUACUACCAGCAAUGUGGUGAACUUGGUAACACCAACACCUCCGGGGGCUCCGUGUCAGAAACUGCCAGUGAGUGGAGUGGAGUUUGCCAAGACCAGCAGCACAAAUGGGGUCUCACCAGCUGGUGUCCCUGGCUGUCAUAUCCAGACUAGUCCUCAGUCCAAGGUUCUGCUGCAUAUGAGCGGCCAAAUGACAGUUAACCAAGCCCGCAAUGCUGUCCGAACAGGUAAUAAGGAUGCUGCGGCACACAGCCAGGAUCGUCCAACAGCUGCUGUGACUCCCAUCCAGGCUCAGACCCCUGCUGCAUCUGCUCUCCCCCAACAGGCUGCCGCUUCACAGCAAGUGCCACCUCCACUUUCAGCUCCAGCUGCUUACAUUAAUGCUGCAAUGAACAUUAGCCGGCCAAGUGUGCCGGCAGCAUCGGCAGCCUCCUCUGCUCUUCCCACCACUGCAUUUGAAGCAGAAUCCAGUUGGAAGUCUAGCUCUGGACUUUCUGGGUGUUCCUUUUCUGAAAAUGUUUCUGCACCUUUAAAUUCUGCUGUUAAUAAACAAGAUAAAGAUAGUAAGAAAGAAAAGAAGGGCUUGCUAAAGUUACUGUCAGGGGCAUCUACAAAAAGAAAGCCUCGCUCUUCUCCACCGCACUCUCCAACCCAAGAAGUGGAACAGACAAAUUCAGAAGCAGCAGCAGCAGCGCUGGAGGGAGCUGUAGGGCCAGACAUUGUGCCAGUCAUUGUCAACGGCCGAGCUGCUCCCUGCACUGUGGAUUGUGAUUCAGUAUCUGCCUCAACUCCGGCACAGGAUAACCGCAAGCCUGCUUCCUUGGAUAACAACAUUCCCAUUGCACCUCCACCAAGACAGCCUUGCUCAUCACUGGGCUCUGUUCUAAAUGAUUCCCGGCCUUGUGAAAGAUACAGAGUAAUGGUAUCCUACCCACCCCAGAGCGAGGCAGAACUAGAGCUGAAGGAAGGAGACAUUGUAUUUGUGCACAAGAAGCGGGAAGAUGGUUGGUUUAAAGGCACACUCCAGCGGAACGGCAAAACCGGCCUCUUCCCGGGCAGCUUUGUGGAAAAUAUUUAACUUUUAUUUUGCCACAGAAUGAAUGAGCACAAGACACGCAGCCACUUCCCAGAGCAAAUGUAACUGCACUGAAGAACCAUUCAGCAUCUUGUAGCUAGGACAGUGGUACCAAGCCUUGUGCCCUAUUUAACUACAAACGAUCUGAACGAGACUGCUCCAUCUGCUGAUUUCAUAUCUCCAUGGAAUUUUUUCGUUGAUGUAUUUGUGCCUUGUACUGUUAAGUUUAUCAGAUUUUUUUUAUACUUGUUUUUUUCCCCCACGAAUAACAAAUAAACUAUUGUUUACGAGG
Molecule: messenger RNA, 4058 nt
Organism: Xenopus laevis (African clawed frog)
Lineage: Eukaryota; Metazoa; Chordata; Amphibia; Anura; Pipidae
Gene: sh3rf1.S
Product: SH3 domain containing ring finger 1 S homeolog
Exons: 11
Coding region: 1238-3769 (843 amino acids)
Biological process (GO): positive regulation of proteasomal ubiquitin-dependent protein catabolic process; positive regulation of JNK cascade; negative regulation of apoptotic process
Cellular component (GO): lamellipodium; Golgi apparatus; perinuclear region of cytoplasm
Molecular function (GO): ubiquitin protein ligase activity
Source: RefSeq, a predicted model, not a curated record